AUGUCCGGCUUCGAAAUUGCAGGAAUAGUCCUGGGAACGCUUCCUCUCGUCGUCACAGCCCUAGAGGCCUAUAGCAACUUCCUGCGCGACUGGGGCAAAGCUCCGGCGGAGCUGAGAAGCCUUAACCGACAAUUAUCCACUGAACGAGUGAGACUGUGCAACGUCUGUGAGCAGCUCAUCAGCGAUGUUGUAUCGCAGCGAGAUAUUGAGCCGAUGCUGCAAGAUCCAUUCGGACCCCUCUGGCAGGCUAAGGAGACCAACGACAGAAUUCGUCGGAGGUUAUGGGACUCAUACAGCCCGUUUGAAGAUACGGUCAAGGAAGUCGAAGACGCCCUACAGAGUGUGAUGAUGAGGCUGAGAAUUGACGUAUCAGCCGAUGGGACAGUCCAGUGGAUUGAACGUAAACGCGUCACCCGCGAUUCCAAGAAGCUGCUUUACCGUUUGAACCGAAAGGACUACCAAGAAUCUCUGAAAACCAUCUCCAAAGGCAUCACAAGUCUUGAGGGUCUCACUCAGCAGAGUGUUGGCCUUGAGCCCAGGCGCCGUAAGCAGUCUCGAUGCAAGGCCUUCAAGGUCUUGCGGGACCUCUCAGCGAGUUUCUAUCGAGCUCUGUGCUCUAGUAUUCUUUGCAACGACUCUCACGAUGUUAGUCUUGAAUUAGCGACGCGGUUUUUCGAUCUUGGACAUGAAUGGGAUGAUGAGAAGAUCAUCCAGGAUGCUCAGUUCAGACUGGCCAUCUCUUUCCAAGUUGCCAAAGGCCCAACGAGCAAGAUGUUCUGGGAUGAGGUUGACAUUAAGGCUAUAUCCGUAUCAAUGACCGGGUCGUCCACGCCCUGCGUUUUGACUCCAAAGAAGAAGAGUUCGAAGCGCGUCUCCUUUGGCAUUGAUAGGGCUUUAUCUCGUUUAAAUUUCACGGAACCUGCUACCGAAGUCAGGUCCAAUGUCAAGACAGCCAUGGCUAUUAUGACUCGGCCUGCUACCGACAUUGCAUUCAUGAAGUGUCCUGAAGAAGGCAGCGUCAUGCCAACAAUAAGGCCUCUGGAUCUUUGCCUGGCUCUGAAGAUGGCCCACGAGGAGAGACCGGCCUGCUACGGCCACUUGAUUGACAAGGAAUGCAGCCACCGUCACUUCCAAGUAUACCCACUAGGAACAGCAAUUAAUAGCGAUGGUUUGUUAAUAGUGACUCUCGAAGAUGUCCUUGAGGGCAAACGCGGGAACACACUGUCGUACGAACAUCCUUUCCUACAAAGGAGCCUACCGGAGUCUUCAUUUAAUCGCCUCGACGAGACGGCGGACAGCAAGGGCUAUUCUUUAUCGAGCAACCCGACACUAUUUUCACUUGGCAUGCUGUUGCUGGAGAUUAUUCUUGGUUCUUCACUUAAACAGCAGCGAGUGCCAGACGAGAAACGCCUUGAUGGGGAUUAUGACAGUCUGAUCCAGGACCUGACUAUUGCGAAUCGGAUGCUAGAGCAGAGAGUAGCAUUGAUUAGCCCAGCGUAUAAGGCGGUGAUUGAACGUUGUAUAGGAUGCACAGAUUCUAAAAGCCUCGAAGAGGAUGACUUUCGACAGACUGUGUAUAAUGGCGUUGUCAUGGAGCUGGAAGCAAUCUGGGACGAUAUAAAGCUUGGAAUAUAA
This is a messenger RNA of Fusarium subglutinans, 1635 nucleotides long. RefSeq lists its product as uncharacterized. The record is from RefSeq and is a predicted model, not a curated record. Bases 1 to 1635 code for a protein of 544 amino acids. The transcript is spliced from 3 exons. NCBI's taxonomy places the organism in Eukaryota, Fungi, Ascomycota, Sordariomycetes, Hypocreales, Nectriaceae.